Klebsormidium nitens is the source of this 696-nucleotide messenger RNA. The record is from the annotation of a GenBank genome assembly. NCBI's taxonomy places the organism in Eukaryota, Viridiplantae, Streptophyta, Klebsormidiophyceae, Klebsormidiales, Klebsormidiaceae.
AUGUUCUUAGAACGUAACAGGAUUUACCCCCAGGUGAACCACCACCACCAUCUUUAUUGUUCACCCCGGGGGGCUGGAUCACGAGCACGGCAAAAAGUCUCCGCUGCAGCUCAACAACAUGAGGCCCCUCCCGGAAGAUCCGAGGUCCUGGUAGAGUUUGAAACGGAAGGUGUGUGUACAAGAGCACAAGUGGGUGAAAACAUAAUGCAGGUCGCGGAGCGCUGCGGCAUCUCUGUGCAGCAUAGCUGCUUGUCAGGAUCAUGCGGAACCUGCGAGAUGGAGAUAACGAAAGAAGAAACGGGUGCAGCGGAUGCAGAGGUAAAGAGUCGGUCGACAGGGAUAGUGCGGACGUGCAUAGCGGCCAUACCAGCCGGGUACAGCAGGCUGAUCGUAAAACAGUUGGAUGAUCCAUACUGGGGGGGCGGGGAUGGUUGGAUGUAACGAGCAGCUUGCAAGCUCUCAGUGUACACCGUCUUUUCAGUCAAUGUUUAGUUCCCAAUCCUACGCCGACCAUCUUUCAACAACAAGUGCCAACUGUACAUAUGGUACUUAACAAACAGGGUAGCUUUAGUCGGUUGCACGUGAUUGAUUGCAGUCCAAAUCAAUUGGUUUCAAAGGGCUGAUUUAGUUGUCAGUGCCCAUUUACAUCUUUGUCUGUCGCCUUGCAUUGGGUACCGUGCAACUCACUGUCCGAAC